AUGGCUAAAAACAACGUCCAACAGGUCUUUAUGACUCGCCGUGACGACAUGAUCUGCAUCCACGAGCCAUUCGGAGACGCCUUCUACUACGGCCCCGAAAGGCUGGGCUCAAGAUUCGAGAACGACCAGAAGGCUCGCGAGGAGAGUGGAUUUUCGACGAGUACAUACAAGACCAUAUUCGACAGGAUCGAAAAUGACGGCAAAGAGGGCAAGCGUGUUUUCAUCAAGGAUAUCGCCUACUAUCUUGUUCCGCCUGAUGGCCAGCAACCAGCCAUCGCCCCAUCUCUCGGAGGAAAGAGGGUCAAGCAGGGUGUUGGAACAAAUGGAGAAACAAACGGAGUAACGAACGGCGCCGCAAAUGGCAAAACUAAUGGCACCACCAACGGCACCACCAACGGCACCAACGGUGUCUCCAAUGGCACCAAUGGCACCAACGGCUCUUCCAACGGCACCAACGGUUCCUCCAAUGGCAUCAAAACCGCCCCCUUCCCAUAUGAUACUGACCCCGAGCCUGGUAAUCCAACUGUUGUACCCACCGAAAUCCUGAAGAAAUUCCAUUUCACCUUCUUGAUCCGCCAUCCACGCUAUAGCAUCCCAUCAUACUGGCGCUGCACCAUUCCCCCUCUUGAUAAGCUCACGGGCUUCUACGACUUCAUGCCAAACGAGGCUGGCUACGACGAGCAGCGCCGCAUCUUCGACUACCUGCGCGAGCAAAAGCAAAUUGGACCCGCUAUCGCUGGACGCCAUGGCAAAUUGAGCGAAGGGGAAGUCAGUAUUACCGUUAUUGAUGCAGACGAUCUCCUGGAUGACCCUGAGAGUGUCGUUUCGGCAUUCUGCAGAGAAGUCGGAUUGGAGUAUAGCCCGAAAAUGCUGAAUUGGGAUACCCCAGAGGACCAGAAGACGGCUGUAGAAGCGUUCGAGAAAUGGUCCGGUUUCCAUGAGGAUGCUAUUAACAGUACCUCCCUCAAGCCGAGAGAUCCAGCACAUAAAAAGAAGGCCAAGUCGGUCGAGGUGGAGGAUCAGGAAUGGCGCGAGAAAUAUGGCGAGGAGGCCCAGAAGAUCAUCAGGGAGACCGUGAACGCGAAUAUCGCUGAUUACGAAUAUAUGAAGUCGUUUUGCGUCAAGGCCUAA
Venustampulla echinocandica is the source of this 1131-nucleotide messenger RNA. RefSeq lists its product as uncharacterized. NCBI's taxonomy places the organism in Eukaryota, Fungi, Ascomycota, Leotiomycetes, Helotiales, Pleuroascaceae. The record is from RefSeq and is a predicted model, not a curated record. The transcript is spliced from 3 exons. The coding region runs from base 1 to 1131 and encodes 376 amino acids.